Messenger RNA from Capsicum annuum, 3714 nucleotides. RefSeq names its product putative late blight resistance protein homolog R1A-3. The transcript is spliced from 2 exons. Gene Ontology annotation, biological process: defense response to other organism. Lineage: Eukaryota; Viridiplantae; Streptophyta; Magnoliopsida; Solanales; Solanaceae. Gene Ontology annotation, molecular function: ADP binding. The record is from RefSeq and is a predicted model, not a curated record. The coding region runs from base 211 to 2862 and encodes 883 amino acids.
GAACUUGGGUACCUAUGCAAAACCCAUCGUUCAUCUGGCAAGACAGCUGUCAGUUAUUCUCUUUAUUUUUUUGGAUGAUGGUGGAGAAUAUAAAAAGGAAGAGGCAAAAGGACGACUUUGUCUUUCAAAGGUUAAGUGGAGUCAACACCGAUCAUUUGCAUUAUACUCAGCUUAGUAUCAAAUUAACUAAUCCUGACUGAGGGAGGAAAAAUGGCGAACGUAGCUGUGGAAUUUCUGGUGGAGAACUUGAUGCAGCUGCUGCGGGACAACGCAGAGCUGAUUCUUGGGGUUAAGGAGGCUGCUGAGAGUCUACUUCAAGAUCUUAAUGAUUUCAAUGCUUUCCUUAAGCAAGCUGCCAAAUGCCGCAACGAGAACGAUGUUCUCAAAGAAUUGGUCAAGAAGAUUAGAACCGUUGUUAACUCUGCUGAAGAUGCUAUUGAUAAGUUUGUUAUUGAGGCUAAGCUUCACAAGGACAAGGGAGUAACCAGGGUAUUAGACCUUCCCCAUUAUAAAAGAGUCAGGGAAGUAGCUGGCGAGAUCAAAGCUAUACGAAACAAAGUCAGAGAGAUCCGCCAGAAUAAUGCCAUUGGCCUUCAGGCCCUUCAAGAUGAAGAUCUAUCUGCCAGAAGUGUCGAAGAAAGAAAGCCUCCGGUGGUAGAGGAAGAUGAUGUUGUUGGAUUUGACGAGGAAGCGGAUAACGUAAUCAAACGUCUUCUUGGAGGAUCAGAUCGUCUAGAAGUUGUUCCAGUUGUUGGUAUGCCUGGUCUUGGCAAAACAACGCUAGCAAAUAAAAUUUUCAAGCAUCCUACAAUCGGGUAUGAAUUUUUUACUCGUAUUUGGGUUUAUGUUUCUCAAUCAUACAGGAGAAGAGAAUUAUUUCUCAACAUCAUCAGCAAAUUCACUCGAAAUACCAAACAAUAUCAUGUUUUGUGUGAGGAGGAUUUGGCUGAUGUAAUACAAGAAUUCUUGGGAAAGGGAGGAAAAUACUUGAUUGUGUUGGAUGAUGUAUGGUCUGAUGAAGCUUGGGAACGCAUCAAGAUAGCUUUCCCAAAUAAUAACAAAUGCAAUAGAAUAUUGUUGACCACUCGAGAUACCAAAGUCGCUAAACAAUGCACUCCCGUACCUCAUGAUUUAAAAUUUCUGACCGAAGAUGAAAGUUGGAUUUUACUGGAGAAGAAAGUUUUUCACAAGGAUAAAUGUCCUCCUGAAUUGGAGCUGUCUGGACAGAGCAUAGCAAAAAAAUGUAACGGACUACCCCUUGCGAUUGUUGUUAUUGCAGGAGCACUAAUAGGGAAAGGCAAGACAUCAAGAGAGUGGAAACAAGUGGAUGAGAGUGUUGGUGAACACCUCAUAAAUAGAGACCAACCCGAGAAUUGUAACAAAUUGGUGCAAAUGAGUUAUGAUCGUUUGCCUUACGACUUGAAAGCAUGCUUUUUAUAUUGUGGUGCAUUUCCUGGAGGCUUUCAAAUCCCCGCUUGGAAGUUAAUCCGUUUGUGGAUUGCGGAAGGGUUCAUACAGUAUAAAGGCCACUUAUCUCUUGAGUGUAAAGGAGAAGACAACUUGAAUGAUCUCGUUAACAGGAAUCUAGUGAUGGUAAUGGAAAGAACGUCCGAUGGUCAAAUCAAAACAUGUCGUCUCCAUGACAUGUUGCACGAGUUUUGCAGGCAAGAGGCUAUGAAGGAAGAAAAUCUUUUCCAAGAAAUAAAGCUAGGAUCUGAGCAAUAUUUUCCCGGAAAACGAGAACUAUCCACCUACCGCCGCUUAUGCAUUCAUUCCUCAGUUUUGGACUUUAUCUCAACAAAACCCUCAGGUGAACAUGUCAGGUCAUUCUUAUCUUUUUCUUCAAAAAAGGUUGAGAUGCCAUCUGCCGACAUCCCAACCAUACCAAAAGGCUUUCCGUUGUUAAGGGUUUUGGAUGUAGAAUCCAUCAACUUCAGUCGUUUUUCCAAGGAUUUUUACCAGUUAUAUCAUUUGAGGUAUGUUGCUUUCUCAUCUGACUCUAUCAAGAUGCUUCCUAAACUCAUGGGAGAACUUUGGAACAUCCAAACCCUCAUAAUUAACACGCAGCAACGCACUCUUGAUAUUCAAGCAAACAUAUGGAAUAUGGAACGAUUAAGGCAUUUGCACACCAACUCUUCUGCUAGAUUGCCUGUGCCUGUUGCUCCAAAAAGUAGUAGUGUUACUUUGGUAAAUCAAAGUCUGCAAACUCUCUCCACAAUUGCUCCCGAAAGCUGCACAGAAGAAGUGUUUGCAAGAACUCCGAACUUAAAAAAGUUGGGCAUUCGUGGGAAAAUAGCUGUGCUUCUUGAUAAUAAAUCUGCUGCGUCGUUAAAAAAUGUGAAGAGGUUAGAAUACAUUGAAAACUUGAAGCUGAUGAAUGAUAGUAACCAAACAGGAAAGUUACGCCUUCCUCCUGCAUAUAUAUUUCCAACAAAGUUAAGGAAGCUGACUUUAUUAGACACCUGGUUGGAGUGGAAAGAUAUGUCUAUAUUGGGGCAGUUGGAACACCUUGAAGUCCUGAAGCUGAAAGAAAAUGGGUUUACGGGAGAGUGCUGGGAGUCUGCUGGAGGUUUUUGUUCCCUACUGGUGUUGUGGAUUGAAAGGACAAACUUAGCUUCUUGGAAAGCAUCAGCUGAUGACUUUCCGAGACUUAAGCAUCUUGUUCUCAUCUGCUGUGAUAAACUUAAGGAAAUUCCCAUUGGCCUGGCUGAUAUACGCAGCUUCCAAGUGAUGGAGUUGCAAAAUUCCACCAAAACAGCAGCAGUAUCUGCACGGCAAAUACAAGACAAAAAAUACAAGCAAGCUCAAGAAGGAAAUAAAAACAUUGCGUUCAAGGUUUCCAUAUUUCCACCUGAUCUCUGAUUGCAACUGGAUAUGUAGCUUUCCUUGACUGGUAAGUUAAAUCUUUCCGUGACCUUAAUUAGAUUGGUCAAUAUCUGGUUCAUAUUUUUGUAGAGAUUUUUGCAACCCCCUACUCUGCUAUCCCACUUUCCAUAUCCAUACAGUAUAAGUUGCAUGGGAACAGGGAUUUCUGUCCCUGCAUUGCAAUGCAUUACACCAAAUGUGGUCCUUGAAAACCAAAUAGGGGGCAGAUAAGUAUAUCCUCUACUUGACUAAGGAUUCUAACAAUUCACCUCGUUUCUUGUCUCAAAUUGCAGUCUGAUGAUAUUUAACUAAAAUUGGGACAUAAUGUGGAUGGUGAUGCUCAGCUUUUUGCCAUGGUACUUUAUUUGGGUAAUUGGGACUCAUGGAAAUCUAUUCUUCAACAGUUCUCUAUCUUCCAUAUGCUAAGAUAGAAGAAGUGAUAAUUUUUAUGACUUUCAAAGUAGUAUUUUAGUCAUCAUCAGAUCACGAGAUUUCUAUAUCAAAACAGUCUGUAAAAAACAAAAACUGUAAAAAGCAGUUUACAUAGUGCAGGUACAAGCUUAUGCUACUUAGCGCUUCCUCUGGCAAGCUUUAUCAAUUAGCAAUAUGACACAGAUGUUUAAUAAUUACCAAGUAUUUUUUUCCCUUUUUGCUUUUAUCUCAUUUGGUGCUUAACCUGAGGGUUGCAAUGAAGAUGUACUAGAUCACACCUUUCAAUCUUGGCAGGGUUUCAUAUUUCUCUUGGUCACCUACUGCUACAAUGUUCUUUUAUUUAGAAAACGAAAGCUGAUUAUUUGUGAUGGGUGCAGGUCCUCAAUGAAUCACACUGCACGAGGCUGGUACCUUGGA